Klebsormidium nitens is the source of this 1775-nucleotide messenger RNA. Lineage: Eukaryota; Viridiplantae; Streptophyta; Klebsormidiophyceae; Klebsormidiales; Klebsormidiaceae. The record is from the annotation of a GenBank genome assembly.
ACCAGAUCUUGUGAUCACAGCAGACCAUGCAAGGAAUCUGACAUUCGCCGUCAUAGGCAACAAAUGCAGCAAAAGUUGUCUGCUGCAUCUUCCAUUCUUGUGUUCAGAAACUUGAAGGAAGAAGGAAAAGGCGCUGCAUUCAUCUCCUGCGCCAUCUCCUUCUCGUCUCCUCUGACAGAGUAGGCAUCAUGGCUUCCACCGCUAUGGCUGGCGUCGCCGCCAAGGCCCAGCUUGGGUUCACCAAGUCCACCUUCAGCGGCCAGAGCCUGAAGGCUUCCUCCUCUGCUGUUGCCCCUGCCGUCAGGGCCAAGGCUGGGAUCCGCGCUGCAGGUUACGAUGAGGAGCUCAAGAAGACCGCUAAGACCAUUGCCACCAAGGGCAGGGGUAUCCUGGCUAUGGAUGAGUCAAACGCAACCGCAGGGCUCCGUUUGGCUUCCAUCGGUGUUGAGAACACCGAGGAGAACCGCCGCCAGUACCGUGAGCUCCUAACCACUGCCCCCGGGUUGGGACAGUAUGUGUCUGGUGCCAUUCUCUUCGAGGAGACCCUGUACCAGUCCACCGCUGACGGCAGGAAGUUCGUGGAUGUCUUGAACGCGGAGAACAUUGUUCCUGGAAUCAAGGUUGACAAAGGUCUGGUUCCCCUCGCCGGAUCCAAUGAUGAGUCGUGGUGCCAGGGUCUGGAUGGGCUUGCUUCAAGGACAGCUGCCUACUACAAGGCUGGUGCUCGGUUUGCCAAGUGGAGAACGGUUGUGAGCAUCCCCAACGGCCCUUCCCCUCUGGCUGUGAAGGAGGCUGCCUGGGGUCUUGCCCGAUAUGCCGCCAUCUCUCAGGACAACGGCCUCGUCCCCAUUGUUGAGCCCGAGAUCCUCCUCGACGGCGACCACGACAUUGACAGGACUCUGGAGGUUGCUAUGGAUGUGUGGUCAAACACGUUCAAGUACCUGGCAGAAAACAACGUCCUCUUCGAGGGCAUCCUCCUGAAGCCUAGCAUGGUCACCCCCGGAGCCCAGCACAAGAACAGGCCCACCCCCGAGCAGGUUGCUGACUACACCCUGACCCUCCUCAGGAGACGCGUCCCCCCCGCCGUCCCUGGUAUCAUGUUCCUGUCCGGAGGACAGUCCGAGGUCGAGGCCACCCUUAACCUUAACGCCAUGAACCAGAGCCCCAACCCGUGGCACGUAUCCUUCUCAUACGCCCGUGCUCUUCAAAACUCCGUCCUGAAGACAUGGCAGGGCAAGCCCGAGAACUUCGACAAGGCCCAGCAGGCUUUGUUGAUCCGCGCCAAGGCCAACUCUUUGGCCCAGAUCGGAAAGUACAGCGAGGAGGGUGAGGCUGCUGAGGCCAAGCAGGGCAUGUACCAGGCCAACUACUCGUACUAAACAGUCUAGGAGUUGUGAGCCAGGUUGAAUGUGUUACAUCCAUACAGGUGACGUGAAUCGUUGUCGGACCUCAGGUUCAGUGUGCUUUGGGGCUUGCAAAGUGUGGCAUGUUUGGCCACCGCAGAUCAGAAAGGCACAUAAGCAUAGGGGGCUUGCCAUUCAGGCCUCUAAUCCGCGUAUGAGUACAGCCCUUGAAACUUUUGAGAUACAUAUUAGCUGCUGCCUUCAGGUCAAGGCUUUUCUAAACGCACCAUUGUGCACACUGCGCCACGUGCUAGCUGUCAAUCCGUGCAGUCAUUCACAGCACGCCAAGUUCAUUAUCUUGUUCAACUGCAAUGCCUUCAGCUCUGAUGCUACCUCAUAGCAAGGAAUUGCAGGAGGUAUGUUGCAUCCCAC